Miniopterus natalensis is the source of this 4953-nucleotide messenger RNA. The record is from RefSeq and is a predicted model, not a curated record. Lineage: Eukaryota; Metazoa; Chordata; Mammalia; Chiroptera; Miniopteridae.
CUGGGAGGGGCAACCAGAUGGGAAGUGGGUCACGGACAGAAGGAAGCCCGUGCCCUGGGCUCAGCACCCAGGAAGAAGAUCCAGGAAAUGUGAGCAGCCGGAGCCCCGGCUCUGUAGGCAAGUCAGGAGGUAAAGUAGGCAGUGCCCUUAGAGCUUUCGAUUCCUGCUUUUGAACUUGGUAGGGGCUUGCUUGUGAAGCCUCCUUCUGAACUGAAAGAGUUGAGAUCGAUACAAAGUCUCUCACAUAAAACAGCCACCUUGGAACUGAGGCUGUGGAAAUUCAGAUUGUCUUGUAUAAAUGUGAGGAAAGUCCCAAGGUUCCGACGUGGAGCAUUUCAGAACUCCUCAGGUUUAGGAAGGUAGUAUGUAUCCUGUGUAUAGUUGGAAGUACCCUGUAAUCAGAUACAUCUAUUGGUAAUUAAAUGAGUAGGUAUCCUCACUGUGGGAUAAGUUUUUACAUGGCCCAUCAGUUCACGUCAGGUGUUGCUCCAGAUAAGUUUACAUAAAUCAUGUUUUGCUGUCAUGAUUUGGGAAGGAAACACGGGUUUUCAUUGUUUUUUGGAAUUACAACUAUAGCACAAAAGGGGUUGUGGGCAGAGCUGUGGAGCCAGAUAGUUCUGUAGUCUUUUAAAUAUUUCAUCUAAGUUAUUUAAAUUAAAAAGGGGGGUAGGAAACUACUGGGCCGACCCACAGUGUGGGAGACAACGGUCCAAUGGGUCUUAGGAGAUGUUCCCAUGUCCUCCUGCUGUGGCUUCGUGUGCUCUCGCUCCCUCCUGCCAGAAUGGAUGUACAGGAGGGUUUGCGUUCGUGUAUGAAGCUCAGGAUCUGGGAAGUGGCAGAGAGUAUGCAUUGAAGAGACUGCUGUCCAACGAGGAGGAGAGGAACAGAGCCAUCAUCCAGGAAGUGUGCUUCAUGAAAAGGCUUUCUGGUCACCCCAACAUUGUCCAGUUCUGCUCUGCGGCGUCCGUAGGCAGGGAGGAGUCGGACACGGGGCAGGCCGAGUUCCUGUUGCUUACCGAGCUCUGCAGAGGGCAGCUGGUGGAGUUUCUGAAGAAAAGUGAGACCAAAGGGCCGCUGUCGUGUGACACUGUCCUAAAGAUUUUCUACCAGACAUGCAGAGCCGUGCAGCACAUGCACAAACAGAAGCCGCCUAUCAUCCACAGGGACCUCAAGGUUGAAAACUUGUUGCUGAGUAACCAGGGGACCAUUAAGCUGUGUGACUUUGGCAGCGCCACGACCAUCUCGCAUGUCCCAGACUAUAGCUGGAGUGCCCAACGACGAGCCCUGGUAGAGGAAGAGAUCACCAGGAACACAACGCCCAUGUACAGGACGCCAGAAAUCGUGGAUCUAUACUCGAACUUCCCCAUUGGCGAGAAGCAGGACAUCUGGGCGCUGGGCUGCAUCUUGUACCUGCUGUGCUUCGGGCAGCACCCUUUCGAAGACGGAGCAAAACUUCGGAUAGUGAAUGGGAAGUACUCCAUCCCUGCUGACGACAAUCGGUACUCCGUGUUCCACGGCCUCAUCCGCGCUACACUGAAGGUCAACCCAGAGGAGCGUCUGUCCAUCACCGAGCUGGUGAACCAGUUGCAGGAGAUCGCAGCUGCCAGGAAUGUGAACCCCAAGUCGCCCAUCACUGAGCUCCUGGAGCAGAAUGGAGGCUAUGGGAACACUGCCGCACCCCGAGGGCCACUGCCUCCUGGGGGGUCCACGAGCAGUGGCUACAGCGGAGGCCUGGCAGUUGCUGAGUACGACCAGCCUUACGGCGGGCUUCUGGACAUCCUGCGGGGGGGCACCGGGCGUCUGCUCACCAACCUCAAGGACACCUCCUCCAAGGUCAUCCAGUCUGUUGCCAAUUACGCAAAAGGAGACUUGGACAUAUCCUACAUCACAUCCAGAAUUGCAGUGAUGUCAUUCCCGGCAGAAGGUGUGGAGUCGGCCAUCAAAAACAACAUAGAAGACGUGCGAUUGUUUCUGGACUCCAAGCACCCGGGACACUAUGCGGUCUACAACCUGUCCUCGAGAACGUACCGGCCCUCCAAGUUUCACAACCGGGUUUCCGAGUGCUGUUGGGCGGCCCGGCGGGCCCCGAGCCUGCGUAGUCUGUAUAGCGUCUGCAGGGACAUGCACUGGUGGCUGCGGCAGGACCACAAGAAUGUCUGUGUGCUGCACUGCAUGGAUGGGAGAGCCGCGUCCGCCGUGGCUGUCUGCUCCUUUCUGUGCUUCUGCCGGCUCUUCAGCACCGCCGAGGCCGCCGUGUACAUGUUCAGCAUGAAGCGCUGCCCACCAGGCAUUUGGCCAUCCCACAAAAGGUACAUCGAGUACAUGUGUGACAUGGUGGCAGAGGAGCCCAUCAUGCCCCACAGCAAGCCGAUCCUGGUGCGGGCUGUUGUCAUGACGCCUGUGCCACUGUUCAACAAGCAGAGGAGUGGCUGCAGACCCUUCUGUGAGGUGUAUGUGGGGGAUGAGCGCGUGGCCACCACGUCCCAGGAGUACGACAAAAUGAAGGACUUUAAAAUUGAGGACGGCAAAGCGGUCAUUCCCCUGGGCACAACCGUCCAAGGGGACGUGCUCAUUGUGAUCUACCACGCAAGAUCCACCCUGGGAGGAAGACUGCAGGCCAAGAUGGCAUCCAUGAAGAUGUUCCAGGUCCAGUUCCACACAGGAUUUGUGCCUCGGAAUGCGACCACUGUGAAGUUUGCCAAGUAUGACCUGGACGCCUGUGACAUUCAGGAGAAAUACCCAGACUUGUUCCAAGUGAACCUGGACGUGGAGGUGGAGCCCCGAGACAGGCCCAGCCGGGAGGCCCCACCCUGGGAGAGCACGAGCAUGCGAGGGCUGAACCCCAAAAUCCUCUUUUCCAGCCGUGAGGAGCAGCAGGACAUCCUGUCUAAAUUUGCAGGGAAGCCCGAGCUCCCCCGGCAGCCAGGCUCCACUGCUCAGUACGACGCUGAGAUGGGAUCUCUUGACACUGAGCCCACAGAGUCAGAAUCACCCCAGAGCAGCAGCACUGAUACCAACCACUUCCUGCACACGCUGGACUGGCAGGAGGAGAAAGACUCGGAGAUGGGCCCAGAAAGUAACAUUGCCCAGGAGACUCCCUCUGCCCCCGCUGAGGACGCAUGUGAGAGCGAGCCGUCGGAUGAGUGCGCGGCAACCCUCUCUGCUGAGAGCAGGGACACGGCCGACGAAGACACGCCAGGCCUGGCAGCGAAGGCGCAAGAGCAAGAGUUGAUUUUUGAUGCAAACACGCCCACCACGCCACAGGAACCCAUGCGGCCCGAGGAUGGCGUUGACCUCCUGGGGCUGCACUCUGAGGCGGGGCCGGCACCCCCCUCACAGGGCCCCGUGGGCCCCCCCAGCAACGCUGACCUCCUCAGCUGCCUCCUGGGAGCCCCUGAGGCUGCUCCCGAGGGUCCCCCAGGCGAUCUCCUCAGUGGGGAGACUCCCCUGCUCUUCACAAGCCCUGCCCCUACAACAAGCACGCCUGCUGUGUCCGCCCACCCGUUUGACCCUCUCCUGCUGACAUCCCAUCCAGACGCCCAGCCCUGCCCCAAGCCCAACCUCUUUGGUGAAUUUGUUAAUUCGGACUCUCUGACUGCCCAGUCUGCAACCUUCCCCUCCACCCACAGCGCCCCACCCCCGGCCUGCAGCACCGACUUCCUACAGCUGGGGGAUGUGCCAGCAGAGCCCAGCAAGAUGACAGCUUCAGCCAGCCACCCAGACCUGCUGGGAGGAUGGGAUGCCUGGGCUGAGGCACCAGCCCCCACACCGGCCACAGAAGGCCCCUUCUUCUCUCCUGGAGGCCCACCGGCCCCGCCUGGCCCCCCGGCCAGCCGGACCAAGUCUCAGAACCUGGACCCGUUUGCAGACCUCGGUGACCUCGGUUCCAGCCUCCAAGGCUCGCCCGGUGGAUUUUCUCCUGGGGGCUUUGUUCCCAAAACAGCCCCCCCUCCCAAGGGUGGCAGCUCCUGGCAGACGAGUCGGCCCCCAGGCCAGGGCGCCCCGUGGGCCUCCCAGACCAAGCCAUCCCCCAAAACCUGUGCACAGCCAAGGCCUAGCUAUGCCGCGAACUUCAGCGUGAUUGGUGGGCGAGAGGAGCGGGGUGUCCGCGUCCCCAGCUUUGGUCAAAAGCUGCGGGUGUCUGAGAACCAUUUUGAAGACCUGCUGCCCAACCAAGGCUUCUCCUCCAAGGCUGGCAAGAAGGGACCGAGGACCAUCGCCGAGAUGAGGAGGCAGGACCAGGCAAGGGACACGGACCCGCUGAAGCUGAAGCUCCUGGACUGGACCGAGGGCAAGGAGAGGAAUAUCCGUGCCCUGCUGUCCACGCUCCACACCGUGCUCUGGGAUGGCGAGAGCCGCUGGACACCAGUGGGCAUGGCCGACCUGGUGACACCCGAACAGGUGAAGAAGCAGUAUCGACGGGCUGUGCUGGUGGUCCACCCCGACAAGGCCACAGGGCGGCCCCACGAGCAGCAGGCCAGGCUGAUCUUCAUGGAGCUGAGCGACGCCUGGUCUGAGUUUGAGAGCCAGGGCGCCCGGCCCCUCUUCUGAGCCCUUGAGGUCGCAGCUGUGCAUGGACCACGAGUGGCCCCGCUGGACCGAGAGAGCCUCCUCCAGGGCCUCGGCAGCGUGGGCUCACACAGCUGCACCCUGAUGCCCGCCUGCCACCCUGGGAGGAUCCGGAGCCCAUGCUGCCCGGCGAGGAGACAGCAUUCCAGAGCCGCCUGGUUUUUUUCCUUUUUUCUUUCCCAAAGGAAAGUGUCGAUUCACAUUCCUCCCACAGUUGUCACAGUUUGUGAUUUGUUUUGUUCAGUGGCCAUCCCCUGGAGAGCGCGUCCCCUCUCAGGUGGAGUGCGCUACCCCGUCCUCUCCUGAUCCCGCUCACGAACGUCCGUGUCCCAGGUGUGAUCAGCCUGGGGGCCUCCUGUACAUAAUUAAACUAUUUUCUGAUGA